Molecule: messenger RNA, 2334 nt
Organism: Exophiala mesophila
Lineage: Eukaryota; Fungi; Ascomycota; Eurotiomycetes; Chaetothyriales; Herpotrichiellaceae
Exons: 3
Coding region: 94-2334 (746 amino acids)
Molecular function (GO): crossover junction DNA endonuclease activity; 5'-flap endonuclease activity
Source: RefSeq, a predicted model, not a curated record
AACAAAACCAGCUUCUGUCCUAUCAGGUGGCGAAUUCUCCCGCGGGACACCCAUUAGCCCAACACCAAUGACUCUACGGCGUAUGAAUCAAGAAUGGGCAUUCCUGGAAUCCUCAAGGAAAUCGGCAAGGGAGAAAGGGUUGCCCUCGCAAAACUCGCCAUUGAACACUUUGAGAAAUCCCAUCGUCCCUAUCGAAUAGCCAUUGAUGCUGCAAUAUGGAAUUUUCAGCACCAAGCAGGCCAAGGUGGCAAAAACCCUGCUCUGCGUACUUUGUUCUAUCGCCUUUUGAAAUUACUUGCCCUUCCCAUUCAGCCGGUCUUUGUUUACGAUGGCAAGAAUAAGCCUCUCACCAAGAGGGGCAAGACGGUUUCAAAAUACGGCACUUGCACUUCUAACGAGACCUCCAAGAAACUCAUCAAUGCUUUUCGAUUUCCUCAUCAUACUGCACCGGGCGAGGCUGAGGCUGAAUGUGCCAUGCUGCAGCGUCAUGGCCUUGUUGAUGCUGUCAUGAGUCAAGAUGUCGAUGCAAUAAUGUUUGGCUCUGCGGUCACAUUACGGAAUUGGUCCAAGGAAGCGACCAAGCAUAAUAACACCCCUACUCAUAUCAGUCUAUUGGACGCUGAAAGGAUACAAUCUAGGUCUGGCCUUGACCCUGCGGGCAUGGUCUUGGUUGCUCUCCUGGCCGGUGGUGACUAUGACGAAAAUGGUCUGCCUGGCUUUGGGCCUGGUAUAGCAUGCGAGGCUGCCAGAGCUGGCUUCGGGGCAGAUCUACUGGAACUGGUGCGUACAAAUGAUGAUGUCGGCCUUGCCGAAUGGCGUGAGAGGCUCGAGUAUGAACUUGAGACAAACAUCAGCGGCUUCUUCAAAACAAAGCAUAAAACCGCCAAAGUACCAUCUUCUUUCCCCGAUCGACGCAUAUUAAGCUAUUACACAAAUCCUGCCAUAACUGCUCCGCAAGAUCUACCACGACUACAGAAAUUAUGGGAGGAGGUGUGGGCUUCUUCUGUCGAUGUUAACCUGCUUCGACGCUAUGUUGCUAACACUUUUGAAUGGGAUUUCAAGCCCGGUGCCUAUAAGUUCGUCCGUGUCAUGGCCCCAGCCUUGCUUGCAGAUGAUCUCAGAAGAGGACGACCAUCACAAAUCUCCUCCGCCGAGCAAAUUACAGAACGUCGCAGUCAUUUCGUUACUGACGGAAUUCCAGAGCUGAGGUUGACGGUGAUUCCCGCAGAUGUGGUAGGAAUCGACCUUGACGCCGAGGAAGAUAGUCCAGAUGAUCUCGCACGUUUGGCCGUCGAGGAGGAAGACCCCGAAUUAGGGCCUAUGAACGAUGCAACAACUUCACAAGCAAUGCAGAAGCCCAAAAGCCCUCCUUGGCUGCCUUGGAACCAAGAGAAGAUGUGGGUCUCCGAAUCCAUUGUAAAAACUGGUGCAAAAGCCGUGGUGGAGGCAUGGCAUCAAAAGCAGCAGGAGAUUGCAAUGGAUCCAAUCAAGUUUGCCACUCGAAAAUGCCGACAGCCAAAGGAACCCGGGAAAAAGGUUGUCAACAGUGGCAUGAAGGCUGGGGCAUUGCUCAACUAUAUCACAAUCUCUAGCUCUUCACAGGAGGAACCAUGUGCAGUUCAGGCAUCGAAGUUAUCACCGUCACGGAAAAAGACGAAUCCCUCAAGUCUCAACAUGUCUCAGCCGCGCCACAUUGUUAGAGCUCAGCCAUCACCUGGGGUGCAAGACUUUUUCAAAACCACAAAGUCCAAGUCACCUAUCAAACUGAGCCAGGAGGACAGCGAUCCGUUUGAAACCCUCUCCCCAGCGCUGUCGGAGGCACUAGAACUCGACCUGAGCAAGGAUGGGGCUGCGGGAAAACAUUCCCGACCAUCAACCUCGACGUCGAAUUCUUCAGAAUCUGUCUUGAAGGUGGUGAGGAAAACGACAAAGAUCAAAAGACAAAUCUUAGACCACGAGGUGGGGCUUGGACUCAAGGGCCAUGACCGAAAUCCUCUCCAAGACCCGGGCAGGACCCUUACUAAAGUCAGCAAUAUCCAAGCUGAUGUCUCCGUGACCUUGCAAGAAUUUUCGAGUUUCUCUGCUCUCAAAUCUUCAGACAAUUCGGUGGUGAAAGAUGAUUCCCCACAAGUGUCACCACAGAGAUCGCGUCGACGGACUCGGCGGAUGAAAGAUCAACAGAAAGGUGAGCAAAGUUCGUCUAGCCCGAAGCUUGCCCGUCCACGAGGUAAUAUCGAGAGCUUCUUCCUACCUCGUGCCGUGGACAACACCGCCGAUGAGCCGCAGCUAGUCGAGGAAAAACACAUCCGAGCUUUGCACAUGGAAGGAGAGUGA